CGGAGUCACGUGGUCAGAGUCGCAGCUCAGGGAGGCGGAGUCACGUGAUUCGGGGACCUGGGAGGGGUCGCCAUGGGCACCGCGCUGGAUAUCAAGAUCAAGCGGGCGAACAAGCUGUACCAUUGUGGGGAAGUUCUCACUGGAGUGGUGGUCAUAACAAGUAAGGAUGCAGUCCAGCACCAGGGUAUCUCCUUAACAAUGGAGGGAUCUGUCAACCUGCAGCUGAGUGCCAAAAGUGUUGGUGUGUUUGAAGCCUUCUGCAAUUCUGUUAAGCCUAUUCAGCUUAUUAACAGUACUGUAGAAAUGGUAAAACCUGGAAAACUGCCCAGUGGUAAAACAGAAAUUCCUUUUGAGUUUCCACUGCAAGUGAAGGGGAACAAAGUUCUCUAUGAAACCUACCAUGGAGUUUUUGUCAACAUCCAGUAUACCCUUCGAUGUGACAUGCGGCGCUCUCUCCUGGCUAAGGAUUUGACUAAGACUUGUGAAUUUAUUGUCCAUUCGCCACCUCAGAAAGGUAAACCAACCCCAAGCCCAGUGGACUUUACUAUUACUCCUGAAACUCUACAGAACGUGAAAGAAAGGGCACUGCUCCCAAAGUUUCUCAUAAGAGGCCAUCUCAACUCUACAAACUGCAUCAUAACACAGCCCCUCACAGGGGAGCUUGUGGUGGUCAACUCAGAUGCUGCGGUUAAGAGUAUUGAACUCCAGUUGGUACGAGUGGAAACCUGUGGCUGUGCUGAAGGUUAUGCUAGAGAUGCCACUGAGAUUCAGAAUAUUCAGAUUGCUGACGGAGAUGUCUGCAGAAAUCUUCCUAUUCCAAUCUACAUGGUAUUCCCCAGACUCUUCACCUGCCCCACCUUGGAAACCACAAACUUCAAAGUUGAAUUUGAAGUUAAUGUCGUCGUCCUCUUGCAUGAUGAUCACCUCAUCACGGAGAACUUUCCACUGAAGCUCUGCAGGCUCUGAUUAAUUAGAACAGUUUCAGGAAUACCAUUGGGACCAGAAGCCUCCUAUCAGUUGGGAAUCCAGUGUGUUGGCACUGCGAAAACCAAGCAAUGUGAUUGCUGCCGUGUAUUCUCAAAUCCUAUGGCGAUAGAAGAAUGAAAUUUAGGUGUUCUGUACACUUGCAGCUAUAAAAGUGCUCUCUCAAGGUUGUUGCCCAACAUCAACCAGCUGAAUUUUGCCCCGGUUCUACUGUGGAGUCGUGUUUAUCAGAUGUUGAAGAGUUGCCUCUGCUUAUGGUGAAACUGUAUCACAUACAAGACCACUCUCUAGCUGAACUACCCCUUCAUCUGCUUGAUCCUUGUUUGUAUUGGUUCUGCUAGCAGGAGAUCAUAACACGAAGGAGUUUUGUUUGCCAAUAUGUCAUUCCAGUUGAAGCCAUUUCCUAUCCAUGUCAGCAUAUGCUCACUGUGCUUACAUGUAGUAAUGCUAUACAAAUUUUGAAGAAAAUCUACUGUAAUCUUCGAAAGAGCUGUGUGGUAGGAAUUAUAUUUACCUAAGCAGCAGACCUGAAUUUUUCAAAACUGAAUUUUUCAAAAACUGCUAUAUAGAAAUUCCUGUUUUCGCCAUCGGCAUUUUAAAUAAAAACUUUGAGUGAAUGCUCCUGGCCAUCAACUGCCCGUGGGGGGUAUUUUGGCUUGGGUGCAAUGGUUUAACAUAAAUAGCAUAGGAUUCCUCAGUAUUGGAGCACCAACUAUAAUGAUUAGCUCUCAUUUGCCUGCAAGCAGAAUGGUAUUACACUGCCAUCUUCGGACAAGUUUGCCUUUAGAAUGAGACGAAAUCCACUUGAGUUGAACUAAGGGAAAAUUGGGACAUAGAAGAGGAGAUGGUAGAAUAAAUAUCGUACUACCUAUCCUUGAAAGUUGUCAGCCUACAAGCUUACUAAAGGAAUGGAACCACCUGGUGAUGUUCAUUUUUGCCUAGACCUGAUCCCAUGUCCUUGCUGCAUUGCCUUACCAGGUUCUAAAUGUUGUACACCAACCAAAUACAGCCCAUUCCUGAGUUGUGGCUACUUGCAUAAAGUAAUGGAAUAUGUAGUUCAUUA
This is a messenger RNA of Podarcis raffonei (Aeolian wall lizard), 2047 nucleotides long. RefSeq names its product VPS26 endosomal protein sorting factor C (gene VPS26C). Gene Ontology annotation, biological process: intracellular protein transport. The coding region runs from base 73 to 966 and encodes 297 amino acids. The transcript has 8 exons. Gene Ontology annotation, cellular component: endosome. NCBI's taxonomy places the organism in Eukaryota, Metazoa, Chordata, Lepidosauria, Squamata, Lacertidae. The record is from RefSeq and is a predicted model, not a curated record.